Messenger RNA from Aphanomyces invadans, 1074 nucleotides. RefSeq lists its product as hypothetical. The record is from RefSeq and is a predicted model, not a curated record. Lineage: Eukaryota; Oomycota; Saprolegniomycetes; Saprolegniales; Verrucalvaceae. Gene Ontology annotation, molecular function: peptidyl-prolyl cis-trans isomerase activity. The transcript has 6 exons. The coding region runs from base 5 to 973 and encodes 322 amino acids.
CGUCAUGUUGCGCCGCGCCGUUCAGACCUCGCGCAAGGCUGUGCAAGCAGCCUGCAAGAAAGCCGCGCCGAUUGCGUCCAUGCACGUGAUGGCUCGUUUCCAUACCUGUGUACCCAUGGCUCGUCGUGGAUUCAUGGACACCAGUGCCUCAGCAGGUGUUCGCUUCAUGUCGUCGAACGCCACGCGCCCCGUGAAGCUUGGUGAUCAAGUGUCCGUCCUCAUUGAAGGACGCUUGUCCAACGGUGACAUCUUUGACGAGAAGGACACGACUCCUCAAAAGUUCAUCGUUGGCGACUCCGACGUCAUCCCGGGGUUGGAAGAAGGUCUGUUGGGCAUGGUCAAGGGUCAAACAAAGGUCAUUAUUAUUCCCCCUGAGCUUGCGUUCGGACCUGCGGGCGAUACCGACAACCACGUGCGCAUUCCCAAGUCGGAACUAAACUUGCUGCCAAGUGAAGAAGCAGAUUUGCAAAUUGGCAACUACAUCGGGUUGGACAACGAAGGCGAUAUGGCCAAGAUCAUCGACAUGGACAUGGACUCGAUUGUUGUCGACACGAGCCACGAGUUGGCCGGCGAAACCCUGCACUUGUCGGUCGAAUUGGUCGGCCACACUCCGCUCGAAGAGCUGAGUCCCAGUGAACGCCUCGUUGUGCCGCAUGAAAUCUCCCCCGGUGACGAAGAGACGUACCCUGAACCCGGUGACACAUUGGCCGUGCAUUACGAAGGCUUCUUGACCGACGGAACCAUGUUCGAUUCAUCCCGCAAGCGUGGCAAACCCUUUGAAUUCAUCAUCGGGUCUGGCUUGGUGAUCAAAGGCUGGGACGAAGGCAUGCUCAACAUGAGCAAGGGUGAAAAGGCCAGGUUGUACAUCCCGGCGGCCAAAGGAUACGGUGACCACGGCGCGCCGCCUGCAAUCCCCCCGAACGCCGACUUGAUCUUUGAAGUCGAGCUCAUCCAAAUCAAGAAGCGCCACUAAACUGUACAUGCCAUCAUUCAUCCACACCUACCGCAUUUUGUACUAUUAGGAAAGUACUAAUAGACUACUACGUAGUACUACUAAAGUUGUACUUCUCCACA